Molecule: messenger RNA, 372 nt
Organism: Alternaria conjuncta
Lineage: Eukaryota; Fungi; Ascomycota; Dothideomycetes; Pleosporales; Pleosporaceae
Exons: 2
Coding region: 1-372 (123 amino acids)
Source: RefSeq, a predicted model, not a curated record
AUGUCGACCGCUGACUCCCACCUGAAAGCCUUGCUCGCGCUUUCCGGAAAUGAUCAGCUUGCUAGUACCCGCCGACACCUUAUACGAUGUAUCGGCGAUGACGAUCUUUUGGACAUACUGAAGAAAGGCGUCGGCAGAGAGUUCGCGCGGGGUGGCUUGGAGGACAUUGUCUCAGUUCUCUUGGACGUCAUCGCACGGGAUCCGGCUUCUGUCGAGCGCAGCGAUACCACUGAAUCUCCCGCAGCUAGCUUCAAGGACGAAGACACUCGGGGAAACACCGCCCAGCAACACGUUGAGAAGACUCGAGAGUACAGCGUUCAACAGCAACGUGACCGAGAGAAUGGUGAACUCAGCUACACCCAAAGCCAAUGA